Molecule: messenger RNA, 2042 nt
Organism: Octopus bimaculoides (California two-spot octopus)
Lineage: Eukaryota; Metazoa; Mollusca; Cephalopoda; Octopoda; Octopodidae
Product: phosphotriesterase-related protein
Source: RefSeq, a predicted model, not a curated record
CACACACACAAACACACAUUUACAUAUAAUAUAAUACAAUAUAGAUAUACGGUAUAACACGCAUUUCUGUUGCUAGUGUCACCAAACGCAAACAUAAAAGGCGAAUACGCACAGGUUUGUCUCUCUCUGUAUACACACGCACACACACACACACACAGGACAUCAUCAUCAACAGCAGAAAUGGCAGAGAAAGGAAUGAUACAGACAGUCCUAGGUCACAUCAGGCCAGAAGCUCUUGGAAGGACGUUGUGCCAUGAACAUCUCCACAUCGACUCUGGGCCACUUGGAAUUGCAACUGACCCCUGCUCACAUCACCACUCCAAAAUCAAUGACCCCAUUGUAAUGAAGAACCUCGGCUGGAUUCGUCAAUACCCGUACUACCACAAACCGAAUUUAUCAAUCGUUGAUGAGUCAGAGGCUGUUAUCGAGGAAAUGAAAUAUUACAAGGCAAAUGGUGGAUCAUCUAUUGUAGACAACACUGUGAUUGGAUUAAAUCCAAAUGUUGAAUUCCUGAAGAAAGUCUCUGAACAGUCAGGUGUGAAUAUCAUUGCAGGCACAGGUUUUUAUGUCGACAUAACUCACAGUGAUGAAACUCGUAAAACCCCUAGUGAGAAACUGGCGUCAAUAAUGGAACAUGAUAUAAUAUCUGGUGUUGGCACAUCUGGAAUACAUUGUGGGGUUAUUGGAGAAAUUGGCUGCUCAUGGCCCCUCACAGACAGUGAACGUAAGGUACUGAGAGCUGCAGGAAUGACACAAGAACACACAGGGUGUCCAAUAAUUAUUCACCCAGGGAGGAAUCCCAAAGCACCUGCUGAGAUUCUGAGGAUUUUGACAGAAGCAGGAGCGAAAGCUGACCAGAUUGUAAUAUCCCAUCUGGACAGAACCCUCCUCGACAAAGAAUCCAUUCUUGAGUUUGCUGAGAUGAAGUCUUAUUGUGAGUUUGAUCUGUUUGGAAUCGAAACCUCUCACUACCAACAGGAAGAGAACAUCGAUAUGCCAAGUGAUGCCCAGCGGAUAGAAAGGAUUGGAUGGCUCAUUGAUGCUGGCUUCCAGGACAAAAUCACUAUAUCACAUGACAUACAUACUAAACACCGAUUGAUGAAGUAUGGUGGUCAUGGAUUUUCCCACAUCCUCCUGAACAUAGUCCCAAUGAUGAAAACCAGGCAGAUCAGUGAAGAUGUCAUCAACAAAAUAUUGAUUGAAAAUCCCAAGAAGUGGCUUGCCUUUAAGUAGCAGAGCCUGACUCGUGCAGCCUUCUCUACCGUCUUUUCAAACUGAACCAUUUUUGAAGUUCAUAAUUUUUUAAUGUGACUUACUGCCAGGACACAAUGAAGGGAUGUGGGGUGUGUUUGUAUGUAUGUGUGUGUGUGUGUGUGUCUGUAUAGAUGCAUAUACACACAUACAUACAUUCAUACAUUUAUAUUUAUAUACACAAUCAUGCAGGAAGUUAAUAGACACCUUUAAUUUUCAAAAUCUUUUAUUCAAUACGCAAAGCAAACAAUUGAAAUGUAAUUGAUGGGUAGGACUGUAUACUUUAGUAUUUAGUUGACAUUUCCUUUGCAGUUUUUAAUUCAGAAACUCUUUUUGGCAUUGAACUGAUGAGCUUUGUGAUUGUCUCAUGUGGAAUUUCUUGCCCACUUUUCACGCAACAAUCGAAAUAAUUCAUCUUUAAAUUUAGAUUUCUGUUGAGUUUUUCGUAUAGCUCUAUCUAGUAUGCUCCAAAGAUUUUCAAUUGGGUUCAUGUCAGAGAUUGGCUCGGUCAAGGAAGCUUUUUUGAUCCCAUUUUCAGUCAGCCAUUGUUGAUUCCUUUUCACUGUGUGGCAUGGAGCCCCAUCUUCCAUGAAUAAGAACUCAUUUUUCAUUAUGUUAUCGAGUGAAUACAUCAGAAGUAGUCCUUGCUUAAGUAUUUCGAUGUAUUUUUCAGAGUUUAUGGUUCCAACACAUUCGAUCAACUCAGAACGACCAUUGCUGGUGACAACUCCCCACACCAUUACAGAGAUAUCACCAUGUUUCACAGUUGGUUGGAGUCGUUUCAAAUCAAA